Molecule: messenger RNA, 1395 nt
Organism: Microplitis mediator
Lineage: Eukaryota; Metazoa; Arthropoda; Insecta; Hymenoptera; Braconidae
Product: odorant receptor 46a-like
Exons: 5
Coding region: 1-1167 (388 amino acids)
Biological process (GO): sensory perception of smell; detection of chemical stimulus involved in sensory perception of smell
Cellular component (GO): plasma membrane
Molecular function (GO): olfactory receptor activity; odorant binding
Source: RefSeq, a predicted model, not a curated record
AUGAAAACUCUUCCCUACAGUUUCAUGAUACUCAAGUUCGCAGGUGGGUGGAAACCACUCGAGUGGAGCACAAGUAUAAAAGGAAAGUUAUAUGAUAUAUAUACACUAACAGUCACCUCAACAUUGGUCACUUUUUGCAUGUCUUGUAUAAUAGAUUUAUUUUACACAACAAAUUUUGAAGACAUUAUUAAAAAUAUGUCAAUGUCAUUAACAUUCAUAAUCGGCUGUUUAAAACUGAUUCUUUUUAAUGUGAAGCGUAAUGAAAUAAUUAAUGUCUUACAAUUAUUCGACCUAAAUAUCUGCAGAGUUAGAUGUGCUGAAGAAGCAAACAUACAGUUGAAGUACGCAAAAAUAGAAGAAAAUAUCGUUAAAAAGUUUGGAGGAUUGGCAUUUCUUGCACUAUUUGUUAUAAACAGUGCUUCAAUUUUUAAUAAUAUUCCAACAAAAACUCUCCCGAUCAAUGGCUGGUUCCCUUAUCGUCAUACCAACAGUACUGGAUUUUGGGUCGCAUAUUUACAUCAAAUAAUCGCACUCUCUUUCACCUCUAUGGUUGGAGUUUCCUUCGACACUGCUGUUUACGGUGUUUUCAUACGAAAUUGCAGCCAAUUGAAAACUUUAAAAAAUCGUCUAGAGAAUUUUGUUAAAAUAAUUAAUGAAGAAAAACUAAAUAACAAAACAAAUGGAUUAACUUGCACAACAAGAGAGUGUGAACAUAAAUUAAUCAAACAAUGCAUUCAUCAUCACUGGAUUAUUUUACAAUUUUCACAACAGUCCAAUGAUUUAUUUGCCCCAAUAAUAUUUAUGCAAUACUCUUUUAGUUCUCUGGUACUUUGUCUAAGCGUUCAAUCAUCAACGAAGCUUGUUUUUAUGAGUUCUGAGUUUAUAUUUAUGGUUAUAUAUCUUGGAUGUAUGUUAGUGCAAAUAUUUUUAUUUUGUUGGUAUGGCAAUGAAGUAGCGCUAGAGAGUUCAGGAAUACCUUUAGCAAUUUACAAUAUGGAUUGGCAAGUUCUGACAACUAGAAGUCAAAAAGAUUUGCUGAUAAUAAAAACCCGGGCUAUUUUUCCAAUUAGAUUUACCAGUGGUCAUUUAAUAGAACUUUCGUUAGAUUCCUUUACUAAACUCAUUAAAUUUUCAUACUCGGCGUACAAUCUUCUUCAUCAAAAAUAGUUAAAAUUUAAACUGUAGUUUAUAAACUGUAAAUCAUGUUAGUAAUAACUAGUUGCGAUUAUACGUCGCACCAAAACUAAUAAAUCAAAAGGUGGACCUAAAUAGUUCAUUAACUUAUAAAGUACCGCGACAAAAUACAGCGGAAGUUUGAAAAAAAAAAUAUGUAGUUUGAAAGACAUGUUCUGUAAAUUUAUAUUUUGUAAUUUAUGUUUCAAUCGAAUAAUAAAA